AUGCGUCGCAAAACACGUUUUGUCUGCGUCUCCGAUACCCAUGGCUAUACUCCAUCCGAGGCAGGGUUCAAACUCCCGGCAGGCGACGUACUGAUACACGCGGGCGAUUUGACUAACAAGGGAAGCAUGCCCGAGCUCCGCAGGACAUUGGACUGGAUCUCCAAGGCCGACUUUGAAAUGAAACUCAUCGUGGCUGGGAACCACGAUAUCACGCUAGAUCCAGAGUUCUAUGCAAAACAUGGUCAAAGCUUCCAUGGCGACCACCUCGAAGAUCCACGACAAUGCAUAGAGCUCGUCACAAGGUCAGAACCCUCGAUCGUAUUCUUUCAACACCAGGCAGCUGUUAUCCGCUUGACCCGAGCCGGCGGUCCAAAGACAGCAUUCAAGGUGUUCGGGUCUCCCUAUUCGCAGUUCCAGGGUGACUGGGCCUUUGGAUACGAAUCUAGCAAUGCGACGACGCUCUGGGACCUGAUUCCCCUAGAUACGGACAUUAUCGUGACGCAUACGCCACCACGGUCUCACUGCGACCAGAAGCCGAAUGGAAUGUUCGUCGGGUGCGACGCGCUUCGGCGGGCUUUGAGCCGCGUGAGGCCGCCGUUAGCUAUUUGCGGCCAUGUGCAUGAAGGACGAGGCUACGAAAGAGUUCGCUGGGAGCCCGCGCUUAUCUCGGCAGGGCCAGAUGCUGACGGCGUCGAUGGUGUUAGUCGGGGCCUCUUGCCUCCCCCAGGAAGUAAGAAACAGAGCCUGGUUGACCUGACGGGUAAACGGACGGAACGCCUCGAUAACGAAGGCUUUUCGUGCUCGCCGGCGCCUCCGAGUCCGAUGUCAAACUCCUCGGCAGGGCUAGCUGUGUCUGAGCAGGGCUCUGCUCGGUCUGUGGGCGUUGCUGAUAUUCAAGGGCGCGGUCACGCCUUACAAACGCUGAGAAAGGAAACGUGCAUUGUCAACGCUGCCGUCGUGGCCACCAGCUGGCCGCACCAAGGAGGAAAACGGUUCAAUGCGCCGAUAGUGGUCGACUUGGAACUUCCAAUGUGGCAGGACACGACUGCCAAUGAUUCACAAUGCAUCUGA
Messenger RNA from Penicillium cinerascens, 1071 nucleotides. Its product is annotated as metallophosphatase domain-containing protein. Lineage: Eukaryota; Fungi; Ascomycota; Eurotiomycetes; Eurotiales; Aspergillaceae. The transcript is spliced from 2 exons. The record is from RefSeq and is a predicted model, not a curated record. Bases 1 to 1071 code for a protein of 356 amino acids. Gene Ontology annotation, molecular function: hydrolase activity.